AUGUCGCGUUGGGACCCCACGACGUGGAAGUUUGACAUCGAUCGGCUUCUGAAUCGCUUCGUUCCUCCGCCGCCGUGGCGUCACCUGCCAUACCCCGUCGCCUACUUUCUUGGCUACCGUCACAAGAAGCCUCGUGAUAUCGGCACAGUCGUCCCCGUGCUCUGGGCCUUUGUCGGUAUCUUUUGCGCCCUCUCCAUUAUUGAGGUUGUGUCGGAGCGCAUACCGUCGUUUAAGGAGAGGGGUGCUCCAAUCAUCGUCGGCUCCUUUGGCGCGGGUGCUGUUCUCGAAUUUUAUGCUAUUGAGUCGCCUCUUGCGCAACCGCGAAACUUCUUCUUUGGCCAGCUCAUCGCUGCGAUCCUUGGUGUCGCUAUUGGCAAGCUGUUUCUGUUGAGCGAUGACUUUGAGUCGAUUCGUUGGGUGGGCGGCGCCAUCUCUUGCGCGACCGUCACGGCUGUUAUGGCCUUGACAAAGACGAUUCAUCCUCCGGCUGGCGCGACUGGUCUUCUCGCUGUCGUUGACGAUCGAUUACUCGCGCUAGGAUGGUUCUUCAUUCCUGUCGUGCUGUUCAAUUGCACCAUCAUGUUUGCUGUCGCGCUGCUCAUCAACAACAUUCAGCGCACGUUCCCUUCAUACUGGUGGACGCCCGAGGACCUCAGAGGAGUACGGACAGAGGGUGAGAAAGCUAGACCGCCGAGCGACAUUGAGAGCAAGGGUGGUGUGGCGGAGGAGAUGAGGACGGAGGAUGGCAGCGACACAGAGAGGCACGAGAGGAAUGAUGGGCAAGAGAUCAUCAUCAAGCCCGGUGGUGUGCUCAUACUACCGAGUCACAUCUUUCUCAUGCAAGAGGAGAUCCAGCUGCUGGAGGAGAUUAGCAAUAGAUUAUAG
Molecule: messenger RNA, 885 nt
Organism: Fusarium vanettenii 77-13-4
Lineage: Eukaryota; Fungi; Ascomycota; Sordariomycetes; Hypocreales; Nectriaceae
Exons: 2
Coding region: 1-885 (294 amino acids)
Source: RefSeq, a predicted model, not a curated record